GGAAGCUCCAGGGAUUCGCUUGUUGAGGGCCUGCGGGCCGGUCCACGUAGGUAGUACGGCAGGAUGUCGAUGUCGAUUGAUCAGAAGCUGUCGAUGUCCCUCGAUGACGUCAUCAACGCCGCGUCAACCGCCAAUGAGCCCACACCAGAACGCUCCGGCCGCGCCAAGGCCAAGGCCAAGGGCAAGGGAGGCGGCGGGCGGCAGGAGAGACGUCAGAGUGCCCCUGCGAGCGGCCAGAUGGAGAUACAGGGAAACGUCCAGCAGCAGCAGCCAAAGAAGAAGAUCACCACCAAGAAAAACCAGCAGCAGCAUCAGCAGACGGGAGGACCGAACACCCAACAGGGAGGUAGGCAACGUAGCACCAACACACACGAAGGAGGAGGGGAGGGGAGGGGAGGCAGAGCAACGACAGGCGCACACCCCCUGUUGGUCUCUUCAGGCGGUGUGGAGCUCCAGCCGGCUGGCCGCUCUCCUCGUGCUCGUAGCGGCGGCAAUGGGCGCGGCAACCGUCGUGGCGGCGGAGGGUCCAAGAGCCCUCAUGGCCCAGGCGGCCGACCUGGUGUAGCACUCAAGCCGUCCAAGCAACAGCAACAGUCACAGCAGCAGGGCGGCGGGCGAGGGGGAGGGGGUGGUGGGCAGCCUGGCGGUGGCGGUGGUGGCGGUCCUGUCAUGGCCGUCAUUCCGUCGCCGCCUAUUCGACCUGCUCGGCCGGCCAAUGAGGGCUUCGGUGGGAGGCGGGUGAAUCGCAUGGGCACCAUCCAGAAGGUAAGUAAGCAAGAAGCAACAAGCAGCAAGGGAGUCGAUGCAUUCAUGUCAGCGAUGGUGUUGUGGUGUGUCUGAUCUGAUGUGUACAUCAAUCAGGGUGAUGCUCACCACGUUCAGCUCGUUCCCAACCCCGCCAGUCGCGCGGUCGUGUUCAUUCCUAACAUGGCACGACCUCCUCCUCCUCACAUGGCCCCUCCAGGGCCGGUCCUCCGGCCCAACCCGGCUGCCGUCUUCCGGCCGCAACAGCCACCCGUCAUCGCCCCACCACACCGACACCCACACCCACACCCAGAGCCUGCAUUCUUCCCUCCCGACAUUCAGCCCGCACCCAUCGGCCCUCCCGUCCUCAACCCCAGGGACGACAGCGGCAGGGGACCACCCGGUCGGCAGGUGGUCCGCCUGCGACCCAAGGGUGGGCGUGGCAGUGGUGGUGGUGGUGGCCGCGGCAGAGGGGGAGGGGUAGGGGGAGAGAUGGGUCCGAACGGGCCGGUGUACCACGAGGAUCGCAGCAUGAUGCCGCCGCAGGGGCCGGCUGGUAGUGGGUUUGAGUCGUCGCAGCCGUCACGUGCUCGGUACGACGAGGACCUGGUGGGCGGCAUCGACUCACGUGCGGGGGGGACGCCUCGUGGGCCCGGGGGAGGGGCAGGGGGUGGGGAAGGGGGCGAGCGUGCGCGUGUGAGCCCGUCACGUGCGUCGGGCGACCUCGACCGUCGGCCGAUCGAGAAGCCCUCCAAUGCACCCCGACACUAUACCGAGGACGAAUGGGAGAUGAUGUGAGCAGCCGCCACAGCACCAUAACACACACCACACUCCUGACACUCACCCCCUAUCUCCCAUCUCUCUCUCUGUGUGUGUGUGUGUAUGUAUGUGUGUCAGGACCAAGAUCAAGAUAAUGGCGCAGCUGGAUCACAUUCCCAACCCGAUGAAGGAGCAGCAGCUGCAGGUGAUCGACCUGCCGGCGGUCUACUUGCGGCAGCAGGAGAAGGAGGACGAGCUGCUGGCGCAGCGGAUGCGCCACCACUCCCAGCACCAGCACCAGCAGCACCAGGGCCAGGAGGGGGACAUGGACAUGGACAUGCAGGUGGACGGCGAAGGCGUUGGGGGUCAGCGGAUGGACCGGUGGCAGCCCGACCAGGGCAACUACUAUGACGAAUACGACAGACGCCGAUAGAUAGAUAGUUCGACACACUCAGACACACACACACACAUACACAUAUGCGUGAGUAGGUAGCCGGGUGGAGAGGGAGAAGGGGAGAGGGCAGGUUGGAAGGUUGCGCGGGCCUUUCGCAUUACGGUGGCUGCUUCGAUGGUGCCUGCCUGCCUGCUUGUCUGGUUGUUUGUCUCACUGGCUGAGUAGCAGUGCGUCUGUAUCUACUUACUUUACCUGACCCAGUCCGCCGAUCGCCGAUCCCAGCAGGCUCCGCCGCCUUGGCUGGCCUCUGAUUUUCUGUGGGCCCUCACCGCUGCCUGUGGCUCACGAGAGGCCCACAUGGUUAAACGUGGUAGGCUCAGUGGUGCGUGUGUGGCUGACCGGACCCUGGCUGCAUCCAUGUGUGUGGAAGGUUGUGUGGCUGUGUGUGCCUCUGAGAGGUCUUCAUUUGUUGCCUGUGGUUGCGUGAGACGGGUGAGAUGGAUGCUGGUGAACUUAUGUGUGUGACGCGUGUGAUGCGUAAGUAGGUGGCUAAGUUAAAACGGACACGUCAUCUCUCCC
Molecule: messenger RNA, 2476 nt
Organism: Vitrella brassicaformis
Lineage: Eukaryota; Vitrellaceae
Source: the annotation of a GenBank genome assembly